This is a messenger RNA of Porites lobata, 42438 nucleotides long. Lineage: Eukaryota; Metazoa; Cnidaria; Anthozoa; Scleractinia; Poritidae. The record is from the annotation of a GenBank genome assembly.
AUGGCGGCUGUGUCUGGCGGCCAAAAUGCCUUACAAUUUGUACCUUUUUCAAGCGCUGUUGACGCAGCCUUUUGGCACAGACUUACUCAGAACAAGCUGGAAGUAUACCAGUUAGAUGAUAAACCGAAACCUCUCCAAGGAUAUUACGUAAACAGUAAGGGGAGCUUUUGCAGCAGUUCAAAUUAUUUUUAAACACAUAAUUUUAAAAAAAAUUUAUCUAAUAUUGACUACAUUUUAUGUUAUAUCUCAAAAGUAAUGAUAGCUAAGACGAGCACACAUUAAACGCACCCAUCAAUGGUUUGCCCGAGGAUUUCAAAUGUCAAUUUCCCCAUCCUUCUAAGGAUCUUCAGUAGGAAUGAAAUUCCCUGGCACCUCUGGGGACCAUAAUAGUUUCAUAAUAAUUUCAACGAACUAAUGGACAUUCACAACACUUAAUUGCAGCCCUCAGCAUCGCCAGAGAGUAGUUACUUGGUGGCAAAAUAAUGGUAGCUAGAUAUUUAGCAUGGUUGGCAAUUUAACACAAAUUCUAUACUUCUAAAAUACUUGUGAACUGUUUCACACAGUAUACAGCAAUGCAAAAAUGUGCAGUGCCAGAACAUGUCAUCAACAAGAGGGGUUAAUGUCUAAGGGCUGAUGUAAUUGAGGUCCAGAAUUUCAUUUAAUUUGGCAUUUUGAGUAUAGUAACAAAUCUAACUCAGAAUUACAGGACUAUUUUAUCAAUCAAUCAAUCAAUCUUUAUUCUCCUAAGAUAAAAAGACUUAUCUUAAGUUACAUCAGCAGUUGGAAAUCUAAACCCUGGGGGGUACUCCCAUACAUUACCUAUACGAGUAUGUGCCGCCCAACGGGGUCGUGAUUUUGAAGCUCCUGAUUUAGAACGGGGUAUCCAUUUCAGAGCUGUUUUCUAGGACAGGGUAUAAUAUUUCGAACGCACGAAAACUUCAGUUUUGUAAGCAGCCAUUUGAAAUUAUUUAUUUAAUUGUUGCUGAUUAUGAAGAGGCAUUUAUUUAUUUUGAUGUAUAAGUCGAACAAAUAAAGACAUAUCUUUUAAAAAAAACAGGGCUAUUUCAAUUUACAAACUUUCUAGAAUGGAGUAUAAAAAAUUGGCCCAUUUCUAGAACGGAGUAUCAAUUUUAAGGCGAAUUUCUUUUUAGAAUGCGGUGCCAAUUUGGAGUCCCGGGCGGCACAUACCCACCCAAAAAAUACCCAAGUGCCCCCCUCCCCCCGGGAUCUAAACGUACAUAAGUCAUACUGUAUGCAAAUAAUAGAAAGAUCAAAGAUUAUAUCUAAAAAUAAUCCUAUUUACAAAAACAUCCUUAAAUCUAUCGGUCUUUAUAUCCGGGCGAUGAGCACUUUUGUUUCUGAGUAGAUACUUUCUUUCUUCCUUCUUCGGAAUGAUGUUACUGAGUGGGCAAUCGGGAUCCACUGAACCUACCUUGGAAAGCUUCUUACCUGCCUGUUCUAAAAGUUCUCGAAUGUCCAUUCUCUUAGAUGUGUAUUUCCUUUUAAAGCAUCUAUCCAGGAAGUUUUUUAUGACCAUGAGAUCUGAGUCUGCAACUCCAUAAAGAGGCAGACCAUAAGUGAAAUUCGGUAAAACUAAGGCGCUAAAUACCGGUAGGUGGUCCACUUCACCUUGACUGAAACCUUCCUUCCAUAAAGAUCUUAAUACAAACACAGUUAUUUUUAUGUCUGUACAUAUGAUUUUUUUAUCUUUCGCUUUGACGAAAACUUGUCGCAGGGUGGCAUCCAGUGAAAACAUGUAAGUCAAAAGCAAAUUUUGAUAUGAAUAGGGUAUAUUUGUGUGAAUAUGGCUUCUCAAAGCUGUGGGACAAAAUACCUUUUGUUGUAAAAUGGGCAUGAGGGAAACUUCACCCCAUGUAAGGGAAUCCAGAAUCUGGGAAAUUUUUGCUUUUGUAAUCCAUAAUCCAGGAAUCCUGGAGAAUCUGGGAAAAUUUUACUGACAAAGAAUCUAGAAUCCAGUACCUGGAAUCUGGAAUGUGUGGUUCCAGAAAAUAUCCAGACCCCCACCACGGAGGGAAUUGGAAAUUCCAGUAAAUCCACGAAAAAUCCAGGGGGUCAAUUCAUUUCGUUUUCGACCUGAGUUCGAACAUUGCUUCUUACCGACCUGGUAGAUCAUUUUUAGGACAUAAAUAACUUGAAAUAUAUCACUUAAGAUUGUUCCUUUUGAUCUUAACCAGGUUUCCUUUCUUCAAAAGCGUUAUGGAUGUAAUUUCUGUUUUAUUGCUCGUGUAUUCGGGCCAUUACUCGUUACCAGUCUCCCUCAAAACAUCAACGCGUGCAACACAUCACGUUGCGUCAAUAUCAGUAGAGUGGCAAUUUUGCCUCACGAAGCACAAGCUAUACAUUGUAACCAUUUUAAAAUGUAGAAACCCAUUUUCCAAUUUUGUGGUUGAAGGUGUGGCAUGUUCAUGAUCGAAUUCUCGCUGAAAUGGUGUCGAUUUCACCAAACAGUUUCGCGCAUCAUGUCGCAUCAGUCGAUCGAAAAACAGAAAUUGAACUAGAAUUCCAAGAUACAUUGCUACCAUUUCAGAAUUCAGAAUUUUUAUUCUUCUCUUUGUUUUGAAAUUUUGUGGUCGUAAGUUUGACUUGUUUUGCAUAAAAUGGCGUUAAUUCUAUCAACAUUACGCCCAUGAAGACGAAUAACAAAUCGUAAGCUUGCCCUGAUUAAGGUAAAUUCACAAAUAUAACGGACUUAUUAACUUUCUCUGUUUCAUUUAAAGUAAGAGAUGAGCAAAAAUUGCGGAUCAGGUUUCUUUGUGGUGGUGUAGUGCGUUCUAAUGUUGCGAGAUCACUCAAAUAAAUGGAAACAGAAGCAUACAAGCUUCUGAUGGAAACCGUUUCGUAGUAACCAUAAAUGGCUUCAUUCUUCUACUUUAAUAGUCUUUCUUCGUGAAAAUGAACUUUUCCAGAGGGGUUGGGGGGUCUUUGUCACACUUGUGGAAAUUCCGAGGGGGUGGGGGGUCAUCAGUUCCCUGCAAAAAUGGAAAAUCCAGGGAGGUGGGGGGGUCCUAAGUGAAAUUCCCUCCGUGGUGGGGGUCUGGAUAUUUUCUGGAACUACACAAUCCACAGUUAAAAUCCAGAAUCCAAGACUGUCUUGGAGCAAGAAACUCAUCCAAGUAACUACUGCGUAUUUUCCAAUAUGGUGGACCGCCUUUUGCUCUUUCCCAGAUCUUCUCCACUUUCCAAGAGGCGGCUGAGUUAAAUUUCCAACCCUGGGGACGGUUGUGGAUGUCAAAAUCCCUACUCGGAUGCGCUUCAUGAAGUCAAAUUCCCAUGGGUUGCCUGCCCUGCCCCCCCUCCUGGGGCAAACCAUUGUUAGUUGCAAAAGUCGGAUUGAUUAAUAGUGUGUUUGUUGGUCAGGCUCCUGUAUAAACAAGCUGAGCUGUCAUUUCAGUCAAGAUACAGUACAGACAAAUGUACUUAAUAAUUAAAAAUUUGUUUAUUGCAAAACCUUGCCAGGCUCAGGUAAAUGGGCAGCAGUCAAAUUAAAGGAAACACAAAUGGACGAACUUCAUAAUGUUAUUAUGGAUUUCCCUAUAUAUAGUCCUAGCCCAUAGGACUGGGACUCAGGUUGAAUGUUCAACAGUGUUUGUAUGGUUUCCAUUUCUUUGCAAAGUGAUUGCAGGGUACUGUACUUUGUGACUGUCACCUGUACUGUGUUACUAAAAAUUUUCCGUUUUUAUGACAGUACACUAAUUCUGAAGGACCUGAGGGAGUACUUAGUCCAUGUGAAAUCGUUAUUGCAUUCUGUUUCAGUUCAAAUGUUUCACACUAUAAGCUAUAAAAUAUAUUUUUUGAAGGUAGCUAAUUUUGUAUCAUUGAUUCAAAGGAACUUUGACAAUUGCAUUAGACUUUUUACAGUGUAGCGAGAGGGCAGGCAUCGGCGGUGUAGAACAGUUUGGGGAGGGAGGCAAGAAAAAUAGAGAGACUGUCCUAACAUCACUGCAGCUUGAAUUCACAUCUAGCAUGUUGUACCAGCAAUGCGGGUGUUUGAUUGGUCUUUGGACAAUAGAUGUUAAUUUGCAUUCAACAACGGGUUUAAUUUAAGCUGCUGGCACUGACAAGUCGCCUUUUCAAUAAAAUGCUUUCAUAAUACCUGUUUGCCCAACUUAAACUUUUGUGUUUUUUUUGGAUCUUCAUUAUUUUGGGCUGACAAAACUGGGGAAGGAAUGAAUUUCUGAUUGGCAUUAAGUAGGGCAGACUCUUAUUGACAUUUUAUGAAAGAGGGAUGACAUUCCUGGAUUUAGGAAAGGUCAUUCUACGACACCUGUUCCACAUCUGUUUUAUUAAGCAUACAUGAUGACAUAUUGAAAGCAAUGAACCUGAGCGAAUGCACUCUGCUCGUCUUUGCCGACUUCUCGAAGGCAUUCAACACUGUAAAAUAUACGUCUGUCUUUGAGAAAGUGAAUGCUCCUGGUUUCUCAAAGUCAUGGGUUAAAUGGACAGUCAACUACCUCUGUGGAAGAGAGCACUUUGUUCAAAUUGAUGACCAUAUUUCAAAACCUAUUAGCGUUAACUUUGGAGUCCCACAAGGCUCAAUCAUAGGUCCACUCAUUUUUAACAUAUAUGUGGCUGAUCUGCAAGGAAAACUAGAUUGUGCUUGCCAUCAAUAUACGUACGCUAUCAUGCUUUUGAAGCAGCCCAGCCAAGAGAAUGUUGUAACACAGUUUCUGCCAAAGAAAUUGAAAUUAAAGCUUAAAGAUAGAGAAAGAUGACCCAUGUCAGAAAUGUAUGGCUUUUUAUCUGGAGGUUUAACCACUUUAAUUUGUGAUGAAGCAAGCAUGCUUGCUGCUUCAAUUAGGAAAAAUAAUGUUUCAACUGUGCAUGUUAGCCUAUUUUAUAUGGAAGAAUGUCUUAUAUGUAGUAACUGUAUUAUAUAAAAUCACUGUUCCGAAAGGAGAUGUUUGUGUUUGCAAACAAGCAAAAUCGAUGCUAAAAGUGUCUGGCUUGUUUUUCAUCCCAAGCGGAGUUUCUUAAUUAAUGAAUGGUAAAAGGCAUGAAAUUCCUGUCACCCCCCCUGAAUGCAUGCUGCAGUGAUGUUAGGAUAGUCUCUCUAUUUUUCUCACCUCCUCCCAAACUGUCCCCUGCCCCAUAAGUAGUUUAGACACUCAUCCGAGAUAGCUGCCCAUAAUGCAAAGCACUCGAUCUCGACAACUGUUUGGAAAAAUAUUGGACUGUGAACAGUCUAUUCUUGUAUCUGUUUGUAUUAAAUAGCUUUGAGCUAUUAAACUUGCAUUGAAAUAAAUUUUCUCUUUUUCCUACAUGUAGGUGAUCCGGCUGGUCUUCCAUGUCGUUUCAAUUUGGAUUAUCAUGCUUUUUCCACGUGAGUUCUUUUAACCCUGUUUUUAUUCUUUUAAGUUAACUUAUAAUGAUUAUCAUAAUCAUUAUCAUACUAAUUUUCAUUGUCAUUGUGUUAUUCCAAGCAUCCCUUAAAUAUUAUUAUUGUGACUUCUACUGUGGACUUGUGCUUGAUAUAUUAAAUUGUGCAUGUUAUCAUAAAGCUCGCCAUUCAUCUCCUCUUUCUGUUUCACUGUCCACUCACAGAACUGUUUAGCAGCUGUGCAAGGUUGUUAACAACCUGUGAUAAUUGCCACAGUAGGAUACUUGCCAAGUAUUCCACCUUCGUAUUUGGUACAAUGAAAGUAAAAAAGUACAAUUAAAUUGACACCACUCCACCAUGCUCAGUUGGAACCUUUUGCCAGAAGGAAAAGGAUGGGUUGAUCAAUAAUGACAUGAUACAUAAGGCAACUAAAGCUUUAAUAACAAGGUAACUCACAAGGCCUAAAACAAGGGAAAACAGGCAAGAGAGGCAAGAAGUACUGGCGUGACCUCUUUCUUGUACAUGUAGUCUCUUUAUCUCGAUGACAGAGCACUGUGACGGUUCUAGCGGAACAAAUAGCAGACAAUUCACUCAUUUCAACUUAGUUUUAUUCACAUGAAACUUGAAUUGCAGUACCCUGGGUGCCAGAGACUUUUCUAGCGCGGUUUCCGGUUUCUGUCAAGUCUUUAUAGUGACCCGCGCGAAAAGCCUCUGGAGCAGAGCGCUAUUGCUUUGAUGGCGCCGAUCCAAUCGUUUGCACGGUUAAAUCAGUUGGUCCAGAUUUUGGACAAGACGGCUGAUUGGCUACUAAAGACCACCUGAGGGACCUUCAAUCUAACAGACACUACAAUUGGUUGACAAGAAUAGACCAGCACGUGAAAGAAUAUUUCCAACUUUAGAAGUGUUGAUGUUGUGUUGUGUGUUGGCUUUGGAAAGUUUUGGAAGAGCAUGAUAAGCAAUGUAUUAGAAGGACAAGUUAAAAGCUAUGAGCAAACAAGUAGAGUGUUUAAUUUUAUUCAACGCAAUUAAGCUUUUAUCACCAAUUCCGCUUUUGUAGUAAUACGGUUUAAGCUUUACUAAUUUCCUGUUUCAAACGAUUACAACAUGUUUUGAAAUAGUUUGUAUUGAUGGAUUAGGAAUAUAAAAACAAAACAUGUAUUUUUAGUAUAAAAGGGGGGUCAGAAGGCAACACACGACUUUUACCUCAUGCCAAAAUGCUGCUUGUUCCAAUGAAUUUUUUCCGUGACGGGUAGAUUAUGCUCUGGAGAAAAACGUUUUGACUGAACAAAUUUGAUUUUUGCCGAUUGUUUCAUACUGAGAGGUCGUGACAUGCACAUUGAUUUUCUGCGGUUAUCGUGUCUGGUCGGCACAUGAUUUGCCCUCUGAUGCAAGAGCAUUUUCUUUGACCUCUUUUGAAAUGUUAAGCUCUUCAAUGUGGCUAAAUAAGGGUUUUAGGUUGUUUAAUUUCUCCAAAGUGCCUCCUGGAUCUGAAUAAUUAUAAGCGAUUUUCUUUUUGUCCGUGAAAGUGACGGUUUCCUGCAAUGUUUUGUCCCGCUGGGACCAGCUUGUUAGCGUUUUUAGCAGGAUGUUAAAUUCUCACGGAUAGUGAUUUUCAGAUCCAAAUCUCGGAGAAUGGGUUGCAGCUUAAACUGAAGCUACAUCAACUAUGGAGAACUGCGAUGUGACCCAGUCAUGAUUGCUCUUAAAGCAAUGAAUUUUAAACUCGAACUUGUUUUGCUAAGGACAAUGUGGGUCUUUGGACACUUCUUCAUGUGCCGGCCCAUAUGAUCACAGUUGGAGACUUUCAAUCUGAUUGGCGUAAAUGUAAUCCGAUAAAAAAGCGCAAAGGUCAACAGGGACGGUAAAAAGCACCGCUCCGUGCCAGAGGUUUUUCUCACGGCUUUGGCCUACGGCCGAAGAUGUGUUGGCCUUUGGCCAACACCGAAAAUUCCCGCCGCACGCGAGAAAAACCUCUGGUACCCAGGGUAGAAUUGCAGUGUAGUGAAGCAGAAAAACGUGUCGUGACUAACAAAUAUCCUAAAAUAUUUAACUUGUUUACCUUUAAAUUCAAAAAGUUAACAGCAAUGCCUAACUCACAAAGUAAUCAGUCUUUCAUUGUUGCUUGUAGUGGUUGAAGAUGAAAUACCAUCCUUAAUAAACUUGACAAAAUACAUAACAGGCAAAAACAGGGCAGUCUACUUUCUUCACCAAAAAGCACACGGGCCUUAGCCUGCAAGGAACAAUGGGUAACCACAAAGUCUGCAAAGUCUAAAUUUAUUGCGGUGAGAAAAGAAAGAAAAAAAAUGUUGAACAAAGCUAACUUCCCCGCACAAACGUAGGCCAGAAGGAAUUACAAUAUACAUAAAUGGCUAACAUAAGCAGGGACAGCAGAGCAUAUUUGCAAGUGGGAAGAGCGGGGGGAUGGGGGGGGGGGCUUUGAUAACAAAUGCCUGAGAUGCGUGUUUGUAGGGGGGUCUUGGAGCAUCCUCUAGAGGCUCAGAAAUGGCGUGAGAUAUUUCUUUUAAAAAACUCUGGGUAAAUUGUAAAAUGACAGGAACUUCUAGUGCUUACCGCAAUAUCAUGCACAUUUUGUAAAGUUGAUACAUAUAUUUCUUAGCCUUCCAUAUACCUGCCUUUAGUACACUGGCCUGCAUUUUUAUUCAAGCCCUUCAUGUGCUGGGAAGGAAGCGCACACUGGGAAAAUGUUAAAACAUGUAAACACGAAAAGUUUUCUACAAGCAAAUUGCCCAUUUCUUGUAAAAUCUCGUCACAAAAUAAAGCAAAGUUAUCCAUCGAUCUGAGAAUGUUAUAGAAUGAUACCACUAAAGAACACGUGUGCACUCUGUGAUUCCUUUGUGCCAGUCUCCGGUAAAGCAACUUUUUACCUGACCUUUUUCCUUUCCUUUUCUUCCUCUUUACUCCUCACAUGUACCUCAUACUAAAAUAAAAUAAAAAUUCGUCCAGAAAAGUGGAGGUGGGGGGCUGAUGAGAUAUGUCCAGGAUUAAUAUGAAAGUUACAAAAUUUGCAAAACUUUGCAACACUGCUUUCAAAAUUGCAAAAACAACGAAAUUUUUCUAGUCUAUUGACAAAAGGGAUGAGGGAAUGUAGCUGAGGCUGAGGAAGUCCCUCAACGAAACAGCAAUAGUUACGAAAACUACAAAAAUUGCUAAAAUAACAAAAAUUAUGAAAUUUUGCAAGGCCACUAAUGAAAAGUGCUGAGGAAAUAUAACAGUGAAAAUUAAUGGCCUGGCAAAAUUUCAUAAUUUUUGUUAUUUUUUGCAAUUUUCAUAGUUUUCGUAAUUUUUGAAGCACUGUUGCAAAAUUUGCGAUUUUUGUAAAUUUUUUAACGGAGUUCACUCCUGGACAUAUGUUUUAAGCUCUUUUACUGAGUGUAACAUCAUCUUCAAAUCUCUAGUCUUUGAGGAAAUAGCUAGGAAAUUAUACUCUCUGGACCUUGAACAACCCCUCUCUUUUCAGUGCAGGACUGAAUGUCUGCCAUCCAGCAGGCGCAAAAAUGGGAGAUUCACUCCGUAAAGCUUUGAUAACCUCAUCUAUGAAAUGGUGUUCGGAGGGAGAACCCUUCAAGUGUAUGCCAAAACUGCGAUAAAGCAAAUUUAUUUGCUCUAAGAAUUUGUACAUUGUUUUGCAGUUUCUGGAUCUCUUGUCUUCUUUGUGGUCACUCUUGUAUGAUGUUUACGACUCUUAUAUUUAUGCUUUCACAUCUUUCCCAUUUCAACAACGUAUUGUCAAUAUCUGAAGGAGGUCAACACAAUCUUAUACCCAGAGUCUUCAGGCUUUCUGGUCAGAGGGGCAACGCAUUGCCCCACUGACCAAAAAGCCAGAAGACUCUAGGUACGAGAUUGAGGUCAACAAAGUUGUCUGAAGACGUCUCAGAAUCUCAGAAGCUCAGGCACUUUAUGUUCAGACAAUCAAGUAAGGGAGAUGUAAGGUCACAUGAAGCUUGCAUACAGAAAUAGGUGACUGACAAGAUUGUUCCCAGGUCUCCCCGCAGUUGUGUGGGCAUGGGACUCUGUAAAUUUGAUAAAUGAAGUGUAAUGCGAGGCCUUAACUCUUUUUCUGAAUCUCAAGAAAAUUGACACAAUUGACUACUAUUUGGAUUCAAAUUGGUGACAAAAUUGACUAAGCCACCCUUCUUUGAUGCUAAUUCUCAGCUUUGUUGUCACUGUUGUCAUUUGACCAGGGGAGGUCGUAUCUUGUAGCCAGGUGAAGUAUCAUCCAGAUGUACGUGAAGAGAUCGAUCACGCUCUCGUGUAAGUUCUUGGUGCAGAAGUAUCCCCACAAAAUCUUAUUGGUGAUUCCGUGUAGCCCAAGGGCCUCCUUCUGUUCAAUCCACAGAUUGUACAUGGAUUCCCUAAGUUUUAGGCAUUAAUUUUGAUGCCUUGUGGCCUCCUUAGACGGCCCCUAGCCGGGUGGCUGUCCGCCGUAUUGGCUGCCUUUUCUACAAAGUGUGACAGAAAACCAACUACACAGUGCCCUUGGAAAAAAUUUUCUUUCACGAAUGUGAAUCACAAAGAUAGUUCAGAAACUCUAGAAAGAAUUCCAGGGGAAACAGGACCUUAAUAAUGCCUAUAAAUUGUUGAAAGAAAGGAGCAAAUAUCAAGGUGAAAUCACUUCGAUUUUCGGGGGCCCUGAAAAUGGCAAAUGAAGAGCGUGAGUUCGCAAUGCAAACUGGGUGGGUGAGAUUCUUUAAGCUCUGUUGCUACUUUUUGGGCCGUGCCACUUAGAAGCUACCCUCACAUCUCUGAUAUUCCUGAACUUGAGCCCAGUACCGAAACAGCCUAAAUGGAGAUCAACCCUCUAUUCCUCAAGCUUGUCAAACCUUUUUCGCUGCUUUCCUUGAUUGUUUAACAUCUUUUUAGCAAAAUGCAAGCUAGGAAUGACACCCCCACUUUGUUAGAAUCUGCGUAUCUGUUUGGUCCCUACCAUAAAGGAACUCCGGAAAGAAUUAAAGGAUAAAUCUCAUGAACUGUGCAUGUGUGAGUCGAAGUGCAAAAUUAUGCAGAAUUUUUCAAGAUUGAUCUGGCAAAAACAAAAUGGCGGCAACAAGACAGUUAGUGGUGGAGCUGGCCAUAGUGGUAAAAGAUAAAAUUCGGGUUGCAAGAGGACAAUCUCUGAUCUGAAGCAGUAUAAAAAGAUUGGAUUUAGAAGAUAAGAUAUUUCAGUCGUGGCUCCUUGUGAAAUUAGAGGCAGGAUAUGAAGGUUCCAGCAAUCGUAAUUACCCGGCACAUUGACAUACAGUGAAACCCCGUCUUACGGCCUCCUUGAUGCGGUCACCUUUUUUUGGCCGCGUGGCAAAAUGGCCAUACAUUUUCUUGUAAAAAACCCUCGUUAAUAUGGCCACCCGUUAAUAAGUCCAAAUUUUUUUGGCUCGUUGGUGACCGUAUUAACGGGGUACCACUGUAUUCUCAUUCUUGUACAUUUUUUUAAUAUUUCAGCCGAAAAUCGGCAGAAAAGUAAGGAUAUUCAGCAUGGACAGGAAAAACAACAUUCUUAUUUAAAAAACAGAGUGUACCUGUGAAAUUUAACAUCCUCCAAAGAACACUAAUGAGCUGGGUCCAGGAUGACAAAACAUAUAUUGCAGGAAACUAUCACAUUCAUGGACAUGGGAAAAUCAAUUGGUUAUUCAGAUCUAGAAGGCACUGUGGAGAAAAUUAAACAAAGCAAAACCCUUAUUUAGCCACAAUAGAGAGCUUUACGUUUAAAAAGAAAAUGCCCUUGCAUCAGAGGGCAAAUCCUGCUCACGAUAAACAAAGACCAGAGAAGAAACUCAGUAUGCGUGCCAUGACCUCUCAGUGUGAAACAAGUGGCAAAAAUCACAUAUUUAUCUCAGUCAAAACUUUAAAACCCUCAAGAGCGUAAUGUACCUGCUAGAGAAAGAAGACGUGUUGGAACAAGCAGCAUUUGGGCAGGAAGUAAAGGUCAUGUUGCUGUUCCCUCCUCUACAUGUAGGUCUCUCCCUCUCCCCCUCUCUCUCCUAAUAUUUUUUCAUGCUCUCUUACUUCACGCAGUACUCCACUAUCCGAAUGCCUGGAACUGGCAAGUCAUGUGUUGACAGCAAUUUCCCAAGAAUGUGCAGCUCAUCACAGGGUGCAAAGAAAAUCAUUUUUACAGCUUGCCAUUCGGGCAAGCUGAAGCUAGCAUUUACUAGCCCAGACGUCAUUUCAACUAGCCGCAAAAGCUUUUCGUCGAGCAGAAUUGAUUUCACACUUCUUCUGUUAUUCGUAUUCCUCAAAGAACAUCACUUGCCCGUCAGGCAAGUUAAAAACAGAUUUCAUUAGCCCGAUAGCAAAAUCCACUAGCCCCAGGCUAUCAGACACUACUUUCUUUGCACGCUGCAAUUCAGGGCUCAAAGUUAGCAACCAGCUGGUCGCAGUACAUGCAACUAGAUUUUUAAUUGUGUGCCUAAAAAUUCAUGUGUGAUUGCACUUGCGCGCCUAAAAAUCCUGGAGAUUAGUAUAUACGACUGAGCUUCUCACCACUCAACUCUGCUUUCUCACCUGAUCAUCCUAAAAUGACUCCGACUGGUUAUAGACAUGAAACAGAAGCUUGAAAUAAUAAAUUCAAUUGUAGGUAUGAGAUAAUCAGGCUCCAAACAAUAAAGUUAUCAUUUUCCUUGCAUCAGCGUGUGUUUUAUUUGUCUUUUUCUGCUGUGGUUCUCCGAGUGCUCCAUGUUUCCAUUCCAUCCCAGCCCUUUUCGGUUUGGCGAAGACUCCGCUGACACAUGCGAGUGAAGGCCACAUUUAAAAACACGUGUUUCUCGGCAAUUGAGUUCACGGGUCAAUGUGAAAGGUCAAGCCAGAGGCAAGAAUGUCUAAACAACGUGGGUUAAGAGACUUUUUUCUUCAAGGUGAGAACAAUUGAAAUAAAACAAUGAGUAAAAGAAGACCUAAUCUGCAUCAGUAUGGAAGGACCAGAAUUACAAGCUUUUAACCCAACUCCAACAGUUGUCAAGUGGUUUAGCAACGGUAAGAGACCAAGGCGUCCCAACCUUGCUUACAGAAGGUGGCCAGAUAAACUAAUUUCAGUUGCUUACUCAUGGGACUCAUCGGAUUUCGUAUGAUCGAGUUAAUGUUGUAUUAAUGACGCGGUUCUACGUCCAAGUCUAUAUCAGCUUUAAACUAAAAGUGUAUUGCAAAUCAAGUGAAAGUUGUGAGCAGUAAACUGACAGUGUAUAUUUUCUUAGUUAUUCACGUUCAUUUCAAAGGAAAUGAAUGCGGAAUUUUUCUGUUGCCUUGAAUGUACCAUGAAGUGUAAUACUUCUUGAGAUUGAGAAGGUUAAUUUAAAAAAAAUUAAUGUAACAAUAUUAUUAUCUCCAAUGUAGAGUAAUAGCCUGAAGGUAGGAACAAACACAGAUUCAUUAAAAAUAAAAGAUAACAUGCAAAUAAAUGAUUACUUAUACAACGUCUGAGCUUUCUGAUUUUUUUUGGUGCCACCAGUAUUUUAAACUGUGCUCCUAAAAUUUUUAGCUGUGCACCUAGAAUUUUGGCAGUGCCCCUAGAAGUUUACACCUGGUAGCACAAGUGCUCGCAAAGCCAAAAAUAAUCUUUGAGCCCUGCUCAUGAGACUACCUCUUUAACCAAAUUGUGGUUACCAUUAAUUCACUGGGAGUGGGUCACAUUAUGAACAAUGUGAUCAACUACCCCUUCAAUUUGCAGAGUUGCCAAGCAUCCCCAAAUCAUCAGUUGUUAAAAUGGCCAAAAAGGAUCUAGAAACCCUUCCUAAUUGGAGGGAUGCAUUUAACAGUCCGACAACUGUUAGAAACCAGAGGACAAAAGACAAUGUGGGAAUACUUCUGUAUGCAUACACGCCUGUUCUGGUAAUUUUCCAAGAUGUGACAAAGUCACUGUUCGGUUGACCAGCUAAGCAGUUUGAUUGUGUGAUUGAAUUGUAUGGGACUUUAGGGCCAAUUAGCCUACUAGAGCUACUAACAGCAGUGCGCACCAUUUCUUCAGCAUUUUUUCAAAUCAUAAUGGUCUGGAUGAACUUUUGUAUUAUUUGAUAUGACAUAGCUGUGAUGCCUGGGUCUUUCAAGUGCUGAUCUACAUAUUCUUCCACCCAUUCCUGAUGAUGAUGAUCACCAGCAGCAGCAUCAGCAGAACAUUGUCAUCAUCAUCAAUGAAUGUAUUGGCAUUUGGUCAGCAGGGAUUGAUCUUCUCAAGAUCUCUAGGGGUCACUGGCUAUGCAAGAAGGCCAUUAAUUCAGUCCAUUUUUGAUUCCCUUUCACCCUCCCAAUAGUGCGAGCUGAUAAAAGCAAACUUGAUUUUUGGAUUGCUCCAAAUAAUACAUUUAUUCAAAGUACUUUUUCUUAUUUCUAUUAUUGACAAUUUGUUAUCAUUUUUCAGGGACAGGCGUGUGCCUCUCAAGACAUUUCCACUGCAAGGUACUUUGAUCAAUACCAACACCAUUGAAGCAUUUAGAACUCUUGAUAAAAAGGAGUUGAUCCAUUCAACUGGAAGACAGGUACUCUCUAUUUUAUAUGACCUAUGAUUUACUUAGUGCCAUUGGCUAAUAUGAUAUGUUUCAGGGAGAAAUUUGAAAACGCCUCCACUGAAAUAAACAGAGAUAUUAUUAUUCACACUAAACUGACUGACUAAUCCCGAUUUCUUAAACCCUCCAAUUUUUCAAAAUUCUCAAUGUUUGAAACCAAACCUAACUUCCCUUCACCAGUCAAAUACUGCAAGUUUACCUCAAUUUUUUAAACCUUUCAAUGAUGCAAUGACUCCUUCAAUUCAUGCAUGCAACCAAGACAGAGGACUGGAAAGUUAUUGUGAUUGUCACAUUACCGGUAACCAGUAUGAACCAUGUUACUGUAUAUAUAUCCCAAUUCUCGAUAACAGCCAUGUGGAACCACGUCCCUUAUACAACUUGUGGCAUCAUUGGUUUCAGUACUCAUAAAGAACCUUAACACAUGUCUUUUGGAGCUGAAUGAGAGCAAGUUGAGCCAAUUCAGCUAUGCAGACCAGAAAAAAUAGCGAAAUUGUGUAGUUUUGACCUGAAAUUCAAAUGAAAAUCUUGUUCCACUACCUACUCGUGCUUUGGAACCUUAAAAAUAAUUUCUGGAUCAUUCCUUAGGCAGUUUUGAGAAUUGUUUCCCACUGACACAAGAAACCUAGAUAAUGCCCUAAUAAAUAAGGGAAAAUGUGGGAAUAAAGAAAAGCAAAGGAAUCAGAGAAGGGAGGUGCAAAGGGGACAUGUCAAGGGCAGUAUGACUUUUUGUCCAAAAACUAUGUACAAAUUUUGCCUUUUGCACGUGCUGGGACUUCUAGAGCUCUAAUAGGGGUAUGAUCUAUGUAAAUUCAGAUAAACUGGAAAACAAGUACUUGUAAAUUUCCAAGUGGAAGAUAAAAAUUUUCUAUCCACACUAAUCUAGAUAAUAUUACAGCUGUAUUUAUUCACUUCAGUAUGGAUGGCAAGCCUUGUAAGAACUACAUGUAGACUCACUGAAAGGCGAUUUCAACUGGGAUGCAAUAAUACUGUACAGCUGCCCGCCUCCUCUCACAAAAAAUCACUCCUAGACCAUAAAUCUAUUAAAGCAAAUCUGUAGACAACCAUUUGCCAAGCAAUGAGACUAUGAGAUGAACUUGUGUGCAAAGUUCUUAAAGUUCCUGUUUUCAUUGGACGAGUCUUCUUUAUUCUAAUUCGAGAUUUAGACCUCCAACGAAGCAUGUCAGAGAAAGAAAUCAAUUUUUAAACGGACUCUGCAAAGAUGGACAAACGUGCUUUAUGGAUCACAAAACACCCUCUGUGUUACUGGGUUAAUCAUUGAUAGUGUUCAUUGUCUGACGGAGAAAUCAACUGAUUUUAUAAACUGGGCACAGCCAGCCCAGUUACCAAAGACCUGUGCCGUAAAGGACUAAAUGUGGUGUAGUGCAGAAAAGGGCUUUUUAGCGUUAUGAACAAAGGCCUGCAUAGUGACCUGUAAACAACAUUUUGGGUAGUUUAAUUAAUAAUUGGUUUUAGGCCAAAUUCAGAGUAUAUUAAGCAAAGCUCAUUGAGGCUUUAACUUAUUUGGAUCAGACUUGACAAUGUGUAGUUAUCUAGAAAAGAUCUAUUUUGAUACAGAUAUGGGAUGCUAUAUGUUCAGGGAGAGCUGUGGAAGAUCCAUCAUUGCUUUGCCAGUUUGCACUUCUAACCUUUGCAGUAAGUUACUCUAUCCAACCCUUUCUUUUAUCAACUCCACCAUAACUACCAAAUGGUAAAAUAAAUCAAUAACAAUUAAUUAAUUGUGUCUGACAUUAGGGGAAUGCAACACAUAAUCUUGGGGUUUUUUGGGUGGCUUGAUUUAAGUACAAUGGGACCUCAAUUUAACGAAUCUCUAUAUAACAAAGUCCUCGGUAUAACAAACUGUUUUUUUUAACCCCAGUAAUUAAAAAUAUAUGGAAAAAAACCUCAGUAUAACAAAACCUUCCUAUAGCGAACAUAUUUUCCCAGUUCCGUAGCCCUCUGUCAUAUCAAGGUUCCACUUUAUUUAAAGGAUUUUUUGGCAAUCUGAAGAUUCGUGGUUACCCAGGUAUCCUGGCCUCAUAAUUUGCGAAUAAAGUUCAACCAAAUAAGGUAGUAGUAGUCAGUUUAUUUCUCUCUGUACAGUCAACCAAAUAAGGUACAACUUGUUAUACCCUUUAAUGCUUUAUGGAAAUUUUUAAGGCUCGGAACUUCAGCAUGGGAGUUUUGGGGGUCAAUGUUUGGUCCAGGGAUUGUUUAUUUGGUUUUGCUAGAAGCCCUUGGGAUUUUUUUUGGUUUUGAUUUUUGCCCCCAUUCGAUCAUCCUCGUCACUUGAAUUUCGAAGUACCCCCCUGGAGUACAUACAUCACUUUGGUUCCAUCAAGGUCAAUAAGAUGAUGCAACUAUGUCAAAGCACGGAAUUCUUUGACGUUGGCAAAUAGAUGAACCCAGUUUGGAGUUGUUUUUGAAGUGGGUUUUAUUGCUGAGUUGGCAAUUCUGCCACCUUUCUUGGUAAUCAUACUAGUCAAAUUGAGCUGCAACUUUGUAGAAAGACAAAUAAACUCCAGUAACAUUUGUGUGGUGAGGAAUUUAUCCGCCACGCAUUUGAGUCUAUCAGUGAGUCUCUCUAAGUAUUUGUACCGGUAGUUUUACUCCUCACAUGCACAAUAAACAUUAAUUCUGAGAUAAAGUAUGUUUGAAGAAUUUUACCUGCGUAUCAGUAAUUAUGUGUAUUAUACAUGUAAUCUGAUAUAUUUAUGUGGGAUUUUGUUGGCCAACUCACCCACCAAGCAAGAUAAGUUUCAAACAUGAUGAACUGACCUACACAAACCGAAAUUAUGAAUCAUGAUGAACAGUUCGCACAAUGGUAAAAGAUUUUGUCUGGUUCACAGACAUCUGUAAUCUAACAAAAACCUAAUAUCACGUAAGAAGCCAGGACUAAAACCUUCAAGGCCACCUUGCUUUUGAAGUUUGUAGUGAUGUGUUUAUCUUUUUUAACAGAAAGGAACUUUUUACGAUCUACUCAACAUUUUUAUGGGGUAAUGUAAAAUGAGAACUGUGGACUGACUGCCGAUUUCAGAGUUAGAAAACAAUAGGACCGUUGUUGCCACUUUCUCAUUUGCAUUGUAAAAACAAUAGGUGGGUUCACACUGGACUUUUCAAGUGCACUUAAAGUGCAUUUUAAGUGCACUUGAGACUAACUUUUGUGUGAACAGGUCCUGUUUGACUUGACUGAUCUUCACUAGUCGUACUUAGUUGCCACAGAAACUGCAAAACCUCAAAGUGCUAAAGUGCGCUCUCAAGUAAGGUCAAAACCUUCCUUGACACUGCACUUAUCCAAUCAAAUAAUCGGAGGUAUAUUAUCAAAGUGUCAAUCAUCCUGAGCCUUAAAUUUCACUCUAGCAAGCGUGCAAGUGAGAAAUGAUUAACGAUUGAGGAUACUGAUCUCCACAAAAUGGAGGUAGGUUGUAAUUGGUAUGCCCUAACAGUGCUGUUCAAGAGAUUAUAUUUACUUGUAACCGUUCCUUGUGACCUUCACUGCAAAUAGACGCAGGGACCUCAAUCAAACCAUGUCACAGAGCCCCGACUAAACUCCCCCCGUGUUUAUUUGAGGAUGUAAAUUAACGUUUUUAGCUUGUACACUAGCUUGUCUUGCAACAGUUUAAUAUGUCCUUUUUUGUUUUGUUUUGUUGAUAUCUGUGAUAAGGACCUCAAGAAGUACAAAUUUUACUAUUGGUUUGCUUUCCCUGCCCUGUGUCCUGAUGUUAAUGCUACCAGUGUGACAUCUCCCAUCUUGCUUGCUGAUUACUUCACCAAAUCACAGGUACCUCUGAAAUUAAACUUCUUAGUUUUAUUUCUAACUUUAUAUCGUGUAUUAUUAUUAUUAUCUUCUAAUCUCACACAUUAGGGCCAUUUACACGAGGAAAAAUAAGACGCGUCUUAAAUAAGACGCGAACUUUCCGUAUAAACGGCACAUUUCGUCUAAAAUAAGACGCGGCUUAGCUAAGACGCGUCUUAAUAGAUAAGACAUGCUCGUAUAAAUGGUACAGUUCGCGUCUUAUGUAAGACGCAUCUUAUUUUUCCUCGUAUAAAUGGCCCUAUUGUUUACAGUGGUUUUGAUGCAGGUUCACAUCAACCUUUUAGCUUUUCAUUAUAUUCUCCUUUGUCAUAUAAAUGAAAUGUGACUAUGUAUGUUUGCAUGCUUGUGUGCAUACAUAUUCAUAGCUACCUUGGUGAGCGUACAUUGGUGAAUAACAUGGUGACUGAAUAGACCUUGUCAUGGUUUUCGACGCCAUCUUAGUUGACGAGUAGGCAAGCGUGUGAGAAAUUACAGUGUUUGUAUGAGAAUCUAAUGUCGAAUGAUUUCCGUAAAAUGGCUGUUCUGAAAAAAAUAUGACUUGUAAACUAAAGCUACAAAACAAAGGAUUCUACUUAAAAAUUUUUUGGGGCGUACUUGUGCUUAAAUUUCUCUAGAGGCUUGCUUUAGAUUUUCCAUAUAUUUGUCUCUAAUUUUUCCCUGGACUUUCUUACAGACAAAUGUAUACAAAAUUUUAAAAAGUGGUUCUAGGUCUUCAAGCGCAUCUAACGCCCGCAAUUUUUUUCAGUAGAUUCUUUAGGAGUGAAGCUUUAGUGUACAAUUCAUAUUUUUUUCAGAACCGCCAUUCAACGGAAAUUAUUCGACAUUAGUUUCUCAUACAAACAGUGUAGUUUCUCACGUGUUUGCCUACUCGUCAAGAUGGCGUCGAAAACCGUGACAAGGUCUACACCUUGAAGGUUAUUCUCUUAGUAAUUUUGUCUAGGAGACUAGGUGUCUCAUACAUGUACAGCCAACUCUUGCCCUGCGGACACCUCGCUGUAGAGGACGCCCCGAUAAUACAGACUGCAGCUAAAUCCCUGGCAGAAAUAAAUUACAGACAUUUGACUGAAAUAGACUCUCGAGGUACCUACAGUGUCCGCAAUAAAGGGAGUUGACUGCAUUUAGCUUCCUAGGAUAGCAUAGAAAAACUUCAUGGAAAGUUAAGGUUUAGUUUUAAUGGUCUAUUUUCCUUUUUCCCGGUAGAUUUCAAAGCUUCAAUCAUCCUAUGAUUCCCUAUUUAAUAUUGACGGCUCUAGUAAGUACAUUAUAAAACAUUGAUUUCUUUAUGUAAUUUAGCUCAAAUAUGUGUAGUUGGCCUGCGUGGCACAUGCAUGAGAAAUGAUUUUAGGGAGAGGAUGCAUUGUGCAUCAUUUAUCUAGUGUCCAAUAUAAUAUGUACCUAAACAGUGGAAGGUUUUUAAUAGUUUUGUUAGAAGUGGGUCGAUCGUUUGUUCGACAUUCUGUUGAGCUGUGAUUUACAUGUACAUUCUUUCAACAGGCCCUGCGUUUUUUCUUGUGAAAGUUUCUGAAGGUGACAUUUCUAUGGCUCAUAUAAAAGAAUGGAAGGAAUUUUUUCAAGAAGGUGACUCAGAGGUAAAGGUUUAAAAACCUCAAUUUCUACAAGAGUUUUUCACUCUGAGUUAUUCUGUCUAAUAAAUCUCUUGCCAUCACAGAGACCCUUUUGUGUUAUAGGGAGACUGAGGAAAGGAAAAAGGAAAGUGCAGUUCCUAUUUUUUUAUUGUUAUUUGCCGUAACGGUUUGAUUGAGCGCCCGGGGUGCUUAUUUACUUUUGUUACCUCAAGGAAGGGCACCUGUUCGAGACUGGGCGCUUAUUCAGGACAGGAAGCUAUUUCUUUUUUGAGAAACAACUGAAUGUUCAAAACACAAAAAGGGACAAUAACAGAAACUGUAUCAGUAACAAAUAUACGGUGAAUGUUCAGGUAACGUGAGAAACUCAGACGAAAUCACUGUUUUUGUACUGUUCGUUUGUGAGAAAUUAAAGGAAGAUGAACUUCAGUUGACACGUACCCGUACUCUAAUAUUAUAGUGUAAGACUUGAGGCGCUUAGCAGAAUGGGGGCGCUUAUUAACAAAAACACCUUUGAAGAGGAGCGCUUAUUCGAAAGGCGGGGGGGGCACUUAUUGAAAGGAGUUCGCUAAAUCGAAUCAUUACAGUAUUGGAAUACCCAGCAGGAGCCGCCGCGGAGGAGAAAGUCUAGUAAAAAAAUAAUUAUUAUACCAUCAGUUACAGUUAGUUAAUUUAAACCUCGCACAUCUCAAACAGCCAUGUUAUUGACACAUGCUUUAUACCACUUUCGAUGUCAUCAGUCUUAAUGUUUUAAUACAACUCAUAUGCUCAACUUGUCCCAGAAACAUUUCUUCUAUUCCACGCCGAAAAGAGCGUGUUUGGCGUCAUUCAAACAGGCCAGGCAAAAAACACAAUAGUCAGCUAUCUUGCCUUGGAAUUCCUGCUUCUAACUACAAAAUAGGAAUUUGUAGGUGUUUCCUGUCCAUUUAGGCAAAAAAACAAAAUUUUCCAUAGAUGUGAAUGUUAUCUAAAUACGUUUUGAUUGUCAUUAACCCCCAAAAAAUCACAGCGUAUACAGAAAGUCACUUAACCAUAGGUUACUUAUUUCAAUCUAAUUUGUGCUCUACAGAUUAUGGUAGGAUUUGCUGAUCCUUGUACAAUGCCCCAACAUCCAGGCUGGCCUCUCAGGAACUUUCUUGCCUUGCUUGUUCAUCAGUGGUCAGUUCAAGUUCAAAUUGUUGACUAAGAAAUCAAACGUGUUCUGUUAAAGAUGCAUGAAAAUCUUAAAACGAUGGAGGAUGAACUGUUUGAGUGUUUUAAAUUCAGUUUUUGCCCAGUGUGACUUAGAUGACACCUAACCAUUUUCUCCAUCUCACUCAUUAUAUUAUUAAUCCUUUAAGGUGUUUUAACUAUUUUCAUGCCAUGAUAAUACUGAUCACGGUAAAUUGUAGUAAAACACGCACACAAUAAAAUUCUAGAUAACAACAAUGUCACAACACUCCCACGUUUUCACAAGUGCGAAAAGAACGUUCAAAUUUUGGCGAGAAAGCUAGCAUUUAAUAAGUUCACCCAUUAGCACUUGUUUCUGCAACUUCUGUAGGCCUUAAACUAAGAAACAAUUAUCUUUAGUUUUAGCUUGAUUUGAUAUUGUUCGUUUAAGCACUGUUGCUGUGAGUUUUACUUUACAUUAGCGAGAUAUAUACACUGAUUACCAAUGACAGGGUAACUUGAAUUUUAUUGAUGCAAAAUUCUAGUUAACGAUGAAAAGCUGACGUUUGGAACCUCACUUGUGGCUAAAAUAGCACUAUAUUUACGAGCCUUCCAUUACUAGAGCUCUGACAAAGGGCUAGCAUGCACUUGAGAGAUCGGUUUUUCAAUCUGUUCCAUAGACUACUGACGAGCAGUCUGUCUUUUUUCUUACAAACCAGUUAAAAGAUUUGAAGGAAUCAUUAAUUUACGAACUUGAGCAAUACUCAAGACGAGACUGCUUGGAAAUUCGGGGUAUUCCAAAGAAUUCUAGUGGCAUGCGGGAAGAUACAAACAAAAUUGUUAUUGAGCUCGGUCGAAAAAUUGGAAUUGAGUUGAAAAAAGAGGAUAUAUCAACGAGCCAUCGUCUCCCGAGUAAAGUGAAAGCGAACGGAGAAAGAGCUCUGUUCCCACCUGCCAUUAUUGUAACGUUUACGAGCCGGGAUGUUCGUGAGAAACUUUAUCGAGCCAGGAAGGUCCUCAAGCAAGACUUAGGCUUUUCCAAGGAGAAUAGAAUCUGUAUUAAUGAAAGUCUUACUCAAAGCAACAGGGAUCAACAUGAAGGUAGCAAGGUAAUCCAGAUCACCAAUGCUAAAGCCUUUUGGAAAAGAGGCGAAGAAAUGUCCUACGCUCAAGUAAUGAUACCACCAUAGUCAUGAAUUGCCUUUCCCUUAGGUGUAAAAACAAUAAUGUUGUUGACAUUCAACAGGACAGACUUUGCCUAUUUGCCGUUUCUUGAGGUUACCUCCCCCCCCUUACUAGUAUUGACCAUCUUGCUAGCUCUGAUGUUGAUCUCCACUUACCCUAUGAUCUGAGUUUUCAGUACUAUAUAUAAUUCUUAUCAAUUUCAUGAUAAUCAUUAUAUAAAUGAAUAUUUUUCUGACAAAUGCUUUUCUGCUUUGCACUGCAAAAUUAGGAAAUAACUUGACAAAGAAUAUUCCUAAUGUAAAUAAAUCCCUACUUCAGUAUCUCACAGCUCCAUCCCAAGAUAGUUUCUUUCUACUUUUCACAACAACAGGUGAAAUUGAAAUUAACAUUAUUGGGCUAAAUGCUAAUAAGUUCACCGGGCCUUACAGCAUACCAGUUGCUAUUUUAAAGCUACCAAACAUGUUAUAUCUGCACCUCUAGAAAUUAUAUUCAGUGCUUUCUUUUCUACUGAAAUUGUCCCAGAUUUAUUUAAAAUAGCUAAAGUUACCUCUGUUUUUUAAAAAGGUCAGGCAAACAAGUUUAAAUAAUUAUCUUCCUAUUUCUAUUCUCUCAAUAUUCAACAAACUGUUAGAAGCGUUAAUGUUUAAGAGAAUACUAGAAUUUUUGGAGAAGGAAAUAGUUUUGGCUUCCGUGCGAAACACUCCACGGAUCAUGCUAUCCUAAGCAUCAUUGACUUGAUUCAACAUGCAAUUGAGUGCCAGGAAUUUUGUUGUAGUAUAUUUUUGGAUUUCAGUAAAGUUUUUGAUACUGUAAAUCAUAAAGCUCGAUUGAAAAACUAGAUUAUUAUGACAUUCAUGGUGUAACUGAAGGUUGGUUCACCUCUCAUCUUACCAACAGCUAGCAAUAUGUUUCCUUGGGGAAAACUGAGUCUGAACUUCAACCAGUUUCUUGUGGUGUUCCUCAAGGCUUAGUUCUUGGUCCUGAUUUUAGUAACUGCUCUGAAAUUCUAGAUUUUCAUUUAUUUACAGAUGAUGUCAAUCUAUUUAUAAACACAAAAAGUCCUUAAAUCCAAAGUAAAAAAUGAACUAGUAGAUAUUCAUACUUGGUUGAGUGCUAACAAACUUUCUCUUAAUACUAAUAAGUCAAACUUUGCCUCAUUUUCCACCGUCCACAAAGAAAGUUACCCUUUCAUGUCACACUCUCUUUAAAUGGCAUAAACUUAAACCAAGAGUACUCAAUAUAAUAUCUAGGUAUUAUAAUAGAUUCUAAUUUAUCAUGGAAAAGUCAAGUAAGCUAUAUUGCUAAAACGAUUAAGCGCAAUAUUGGGAUUCUUUCUAAACUUCGUUAUUAUGUGAAUUCAGGUCUGCUGGUUAAACUAUAUUAUGCCUUAAUAUAUCCCAUCUUAACCUAUGGUUUAAUUUCUUGGGGUAACACCUAUUCUUCAACUACCCAGCCUUUGUUCAUUUUACAAAAGAGAGCAAUGCGUGUGAUGACUUUCUCUAAAUUUCAUGAGCAUUCUUGUCCAAUUUUCAAACACUUAAAUAUUGUUAAACUGUGCAUGCCUGACCUUGUCUUUCUUAAUAUUGCAGUCUUUAUGUAUAAAUUUCACAAUACACGUCUACCAUAUGUGUUUGAUACUGUCUUCACACAACUCAAUAAAAGACAUGACUAUAAUACAAGAAGUGCCUCGAAUAUGUUCUAUACUUUACCUGAAGUAAGAACAAUUUAUGGAUAUAUUCAACAUAAGAUUCAAGGACCUCAAAGUAUGGAACUCAAUUAGUGAAAAUUUGAAAACCUUCUCUAUUUCAAACUUCAAGGAAUCAGUAAAGAGCGAUCUUGUCAAAGAUUAUUAGUUACUUGUAUUCUUAUUAGCAGUUGUCUUGUUUCCCAAAUUACCUGUAAAUUAGUCGUACGUGGACUCCCCUCACUAAAUCUGAAGAAAAAGAGAGACUGCUCGCAGUCUAUCUUUUUCAGUCGUUAAUUAACUUUGAUAACUCAUUUGAUAAAACUGCCGAAGUUUAGACUUAUUGUGCGUGGAAAGUGAAGUUUUAAAUCGUAAACAACAUGGCUGUAGCAGCACUAUUAUGUACUGCAGUAUCGCAUCAUUCUGUUGCAGGGGCUCCUUGGUUACAAGUGUCAAGAUUCUUUGCUGGCGUGAUCAAGUGAGAUCUGGCAAAAGAGACACUUCUCAUAGCUUGGUUUUAAAUGUCAAUCUACCAUCAUACACAAAAGCUGGUAAAUAAAGUUAAUAAUGGUGUUGUGAACAAUGCUUGCAAUACGCACAUGUCGUGUAAUGUACUAAUGUAGACUGGUUUUUACAUGAUGUCACCAAAAUUCAAUCGAAAGAAUUACCAAUUUCCCUGCGUUUUUACCUUAAUGAACUUUUGAAGCAGCUAAAGUCUUAUAUUUUUACAAAUGUUUGCUUUAAAAGGGGUUGUUCGUUUUGUGAUAGAGUACACUUGAAUUUCUACACUUUCGCAUGUCGCGGCAUUUAUAUUGCGGCUAAGGGAGCUGUCAUGGAGGUUAACAAGGUGACUCAUCUUGGAGGAUUUUGCUAUCUGAGCAGAACUUGUAUCAGAAAAAGUAUUUAAUGUUUAUGAGUUCCUCAUGCGACGAAGUCACGCUUUUGUAGCCAAGCUCAAUGACAAAAGUUUCUUUUGGUUUCCGGCCACCAUGUCGGUCUGAGAGGGAGAACAACAUGGCGUCUCCAUAGAAAUUGUACUGAAUUGUACUGACCUGAAUCUUUGGGAGGGUGUUUGCAUAUUUACCUCUUUUCAUUUGCCAGAUUGUAGACUUUAUCUAGUAAACGUUUUAUAUAUAUAUAUCUGUCUGAUUUCGUUAAAACUUGGCCAUUAGGUUUUCGCCUGGCGCCGGGCGCAGCCCGGCUCCAGGCCAGUCCGGUGCCCAAAAAUAUAGGGGGCUUGCCGUCUUGGUCGGUACAGCUGGAUAGCCCAGGGACUGCCCUAACAGUGGGUGGGUGGGUGGGUGGGUGGAUCAGGCCCUGGGGUCAAAACUAGUGGGGUAGGGAGGGGACUGUUUUGACACAACCCCUUCAGUAAGCAACAGUGUUCAGUGCAGGCUUUGACUGGCGAGUACCAUGGUCUUAAUUUGCCCUAGCCAGCUGAAUCAGGCCUCUGCUGAGAAUGAUUAUCAUGAUAAUUGCAGAGCUCAGUGGGAGGUGCAGACAGUCACCCAUUGUCCUGGGUGGGGAGGGUCAAAGUCUUGGUACCAAGGACGCACUUAGCAUAGGACCCUUUGACACUCACUGAAGCCAUGUUUUCAUAAAUCCAGUCAAAAUAUAUAUAUACGAGUCAUAAUCCAGUCAAAUAUAUAUAUACAUAAAUCCAGUCAAAUAUAUAUACAGAAAAGAUAAAUCCAAGAAAGAUAAAGCACAAGAAAAAUCAAGAGGAGUGGUGACUGUCCCAUGUGUCCACUCAUUCAUGGAGAAAAUACAACGUAUAUUCACAAAACAUAGGGUAGCCACUCAAAUCACCCUCAGACAGGUUUUAGUUCACCCGAAGGACACAGUUGAUAAGCAAAAAAAGGCUCGAGUGGUGUACAAAAUUCCAUGCAACCAAUACGAAAAGGUAUAUAUCGGUGAAACAGGGAGACAGCUGGGAACCAAGAUCACAGAACACAGAAGGAAGCAGAAAAUAUCUCUGACAGAAAUUUCACAAGAUCCACACGCAGAGCUUCUACCAAUGAGCACCAUAAAUCAGGCAUAACAGAUCAAGUCUGUCAGAACAAUCAUAUUGUGAAUUGGGAAGCAAGUCAAAUAGUUGAGCAGGAAAGCGACAAGUUUAAGCGAUGGAUCAAGGAAAGCAUAUGCAUUAGAUCGAACACUCCUACUAUGAACACGGACGAGGGAGCCUAUCAGCUUUCUCCCAUAUGGACACAAGUGUUUUCCACCCCCAAACCAGGAGAGGGGGCGUCUACAAAAUGACUUGGCGCGUUUAUCACAAUAAUUAACACCUUCAGAAGCCUAUUUAAGGCUUCUGACACCUUUGACGAUUUCCAAGUUUUGACAAAGUUGGCUGCCAGUCAUCGAAACUGUCCGCAUCAUUAAGACUUGAAGACUUUGGCUUUGUUUUUAGAACAUUUAAAGAGAUAUUAACUGUACUAGCCUGAUGAAUUUCUUUAAGAGAUUACCACCAACAACCAUCAUUAGGGAAGCAAUGGUGGCGUAGUGGUGAGAACACUUGCCUUCUACCAGCGUGGCCUGGGUUCAGUUCUAGACGUCUAAGCGACAUGUGGGUUGAGUUUGUUGUUGGUUCUCUCCUUUGCUCUGAGAAGGUUUUCUCCGGGUACUCUGGUUUCCCUUUCUCCUCAAAAUCCAACAUUUCUAAAUUCCCAAUUCAACCAGGAAUGGUAGACUAAGAACUACUAGUAUGUGGAGGUGCUACCUCUUAAGUGUUAUUUAUUUAUUAUUUAUUUAUUUUUUACCGUAACAUUAAUUUAGCCUCCUCCUUUUCCAACUUUUUGUCAUAGAAAUAAAAUGUAUUGGCUGGGAAAAAAAUAAAAGUCAGAAGCUUGUACCGAGGAUGGUGGAUCUAAGUGCCACAAUGGACCCUGAAAGGUAAUCAACUUAUCCGAUAUCACAAAUUGUAAUGAAGUAAAUUGACCAAGUCUGAAUCUUGAUGUUAAUUUGCAGAUUGGCCUCUUCAUCAGUGGACUUGAACCUUAAGUUAAUGCAGUGGAGACUCUUGCCCUCGCUAGAUCUCGACAAAAUCUCACAAACGAAGUGUCUUCUCCUAGGGGCUGGAACGCUUGGCUGCAAUGUCGCACGAUGCCUUCUGGUAUGAACGUAAACAAUCUAUAGUAUGUAAGGUAGUUAUUGUUUUGUUCAGUUUACCGGUCCCUGGCAGGUAUUACCACGCUUGCUUGGUCGGGGAAUAGAAACCAGACAAUAAACAUGCCCUGGUUUUCCACGUUAGGGGUUAAGCGGGGGGCUAACCAUCCACGACUCUCUAUAAAGUUGAUAAGGGUUGCAUGCUGAAAUGUUGGACCGAAGGAUGGAUGGCAGAAAAAAGAGGACUGAAUUUGGGUAGAGAAGCUACUUUUAUUGAGCCAAAAGUAGGCCUAAAUUGAGUUCUUUAGUAAGCGCACUAUGCGCCACUGAGAACAAGUUGUUGUAAGUUGUUGAUGAUGAUGAUGAUGAUGAUGAUGACAUGAAAGUAUGGAGCAGAACAUAAUAUUAUUAUCACAGGGAUACCAAAUGUUGGUAAUUGCAUUCAGUAAUGCCAACACCAACUUACUGGCACAUACACUCACAGAUGUUUGUAAAUAUCUUCAUCUCCUUAUCUUUUAAGGGAUGGGGUGUUCGCACAAUAACCUUUGUUGACAAUGGAAGAAUCUCGUUUUCCAAUCCUGUGCGCCAAACACUGUUUGAGUUUUUGGAUUGUCAGGACGGAGGCAAGCUCAAGGCUGAAGCCGCUGCUUCCGCCUUAAAAAGGAUAUUUCCUGGUGUGGUAAGACAUGAUUAUUGUUUAAAACAGCCCAAUUCUAGAAUAUGAGUAGUGUCAAGUUUUCCUUUGGGAUAGAAAAGCGAGUGAAAUACGCUAACACUCGAGUUUUUAUAACUAGAAGUGCCCGAGUCAGAUCUGACUAGCCAAUGAGAUGCAGUUCUUAUACUCUCAGCCCUAUUUUGUAACUACUGACGUUUUUGGUGAAGACCUGAACACCACUUAAACAGCAGAACAGUAAUCGAGACUAUUCUCGUAAACUGCAGAGGUUUGGUCUUGGCGAAGUUAAAAUUUGAAUGGUCUGACUAAUUAAAUCGAGCCAUUGCUUUAGAUUUCCUGAGUAGGGGAUCUAUCUACAUCUACAUCUACAUUUACUAAUUGACAACGCUUUCGCAUCAAGUCAGAAUUAAAUGAAUUACAAUAUCACAAAUACAAUAAUAGAAGAAACAUGAAAUAAAAGAAAUAAGCGUAAGGGAGAUAAGUAUCAUCUGCACAUAUUUAAUGAUCAGAAUUUGACAAGUGCUACUAACAUAGCAUGUUGCUGGAUUACUUUCAGAAUGCGUCAUCUGUUGAGCUGUCAAUACCUAUGCCUGGACAUUCUGUUGGCCAGUUAGGUAAAAAGCAUUCACUCAGGUGUUUCGAUACAGUUUUUCAGAGGCCAAUAGAUAUUACUAUGACAACAAUAAACAAAAAACUUUGAAAUUGAUAAAAAGCCGAAUUUUGAGUGAUCGAGACCAGCUACUGAAAAUCCAGCACUAGGAACUUAAAGUUUGGUGUUUAGAAAACAAUCUCCGUAAGAAGUAAAAAAUUCUGUACGUUUGAAUUCGACUAAAACGAAAAUAUAUUUUAAACCUUAAAUUUUCAAUAGCUGUGAUAGAUUAUUUAAUAUAAACGUUAUAAAUGACUCAAAUUAAUCUUAAGUAGCGUCAGAAUGCUACUUAAUAUCAUGCAUAUUUUGAUGCUAGGAAAUUUUGGUGUAUUUUCGUUCUUGCGAUCUUGAAAACUAACCCGUUUUCUCACCACCUGUAUAAGUGCAACUUCAUUCAAAAUUUGGACUUUUAGCGCUUCUUUGUAUAUCUCUGAAACGACUAGAACGAAGUCUUAGACAUUAUUAUAUACAUUAUGGAGAUUAUGUGAAGAGAUUGAAAAGAAAUUCGUUCGACCAUAAUUGAGGCAGUUAUGGCAGGCCGAUUUCUUAAAAACACUCCUAGUACAGAGAAACACAAAGAUAAAUAAAAAACGUAAUGGUGUCAUUACGAUGCCAUGGCGACUCCUAUUGCAAUAAAACCCAGACCAUAUUAAAUUUUCAUCUUUACAAAAUACAGUUGUGGUAACCUUUUUCCCAUAUCUUUACUCAUGCCGAAGUAGUUAAUGCUCCAACUUGGGAGGUAUCCCCCCUAAAAAAUGUAGUCGAGCCAUCGUAAGAAUAAUCUGAGUCAUUUAUAACGUUUUUAUUAAAUAAUCUAUCACGGCUAUUGAAAAUUUAAGGUCUGAAAUAUAUUUUCGUUUUAGUCGAAUUCAAAGUGAACAUACAGUAUUUUUUACUUCUUACGGAGGUUAUUUGCUAAACACCAAGCUUUAAGUUCUUAGUGUUGGAUUUUCAGUAGCUGGUCUAGAUCGCGCAAAAUUAGGCGUUUAUCAAUUUGAAAGUUUUUCGUUUAUUAUUGUCAUAGUAAUAUCGAUUUUACUAAAACCUACAUUUUGACAAAUUUCAAUCUAUAGUCAAUCAUUUUUGAAAAUUUUAUAGCCGGCGAUUAGACAAGCUUGCCAUUAAAUCACUUUUAAAGCGAUUGAAAAAUAUCGGUAUGGCCUCUGAAAAACUACAUCGAAACACCUUAAAUAAACUCAUGCGUUAACUUUUUUGGAACACUAAAUUGCAGUUUUUAUUUUAUCUCCUCUAGUGAUCAUCUGUUGUGAAGUUUUGCGAUUUGUAAUUAAUGGAUUUUGUUUUAUGGUUUCAGAGGAAGCAGAGAAAGUAAAACGAGAUGUGAGUAGACUUGAAGAACUUAUUGAAAGUCACGAUGCAGUUUUCCUGUUGAUGGACACACGGGAGAGCCGAUGGUUACCCACAGUAUUAAGCGCUGUAAAAAACAAGGUAUAUAACAAAACUACAAUGUCAAUCCCAUUUACAGCUUAUAAUUUCAAGGCCUAAUGAUGUCUGUAAGAAUGGCUGUAGUCGACGACGGCUUUUUGAGCUGUGUAAGCUGUUAUUAGGGACCGGUCAUUUUUUUAUCGGUUGCGGGGUACUGGUGGGAUUUGAGCGUGGGCCACGAAAAAAACGGCUUAACGGCAUCUGUAGUACUGCAAACAGCCUACCAGAAUGCCGAAAACCAGCGUUUCUGACGUUCGGAAAGUUCAGAUUUUCCCGGGAAAGCAUGCUUCUGGACCCCCUACUUAAUCGCUAAUUAUUUGGUUAGCUAGUUUGGUCGACUGCUAGCACGGACAACAUAGAUUCUCUUUCGCCAGUCACGGGGGCCGGGGGUCAUCUCAAUUAAUUUGGGAUACAGGGAGGGUCGGCACCCAAAAUUUAUAAUGAAGAGGAGGGGUCAUCGUAUACUCCAGGAGCUACCCGUCAAAUCCCACCAGUCCUCUCCUCCCCCGCCGUAAAAAGUGAACGGUCCCUUACCUAGUAAAGCUUCAACGCCUUAAACAACUGGAAUGGUGAAUAGACAUGACUCAGUUAAUAUUUCGUUUGAUUUCAUAUUCCAAUAACAACAACAGCCACACGAACAGAGGAUGAUCCACCUGUGGCUUUUCUUUUUCCUCUUAUUAAUGAAAGUGGAAACAAACAAUUCUUUUAAUCUUCUGUGACUGCUUACAUCUGCUGCGAUAUUGUUGUUUAAUACUGUUACCGUUGUUCUCAGCUCGUGAUCACGGCAGCACUUGGCUUUGAUACAUUUCUUGUCAUGCGACAUGGUUCAAGGGAAGUAGGAAACGUCGUAUCACAGGGAACAGCUCCUUUCAGUGCAAUUCCAGGCUCCUCGCUUGGUUGCUAUUUCUGUAAUGAUGUUGUGGCUCCUGGAGAUGUAAGUUUGUUACUACAAAAACUGGCUUUGUGUAUUGCCUCUGACCUAGUCUUGGUAUCUCGCAUCAAGAAGAGAAGAUCAAAUUCGAAUACAAUUGGUAUUGUUUUCUGUUGUAGAAUUGGCAAUAUUUGGUCAUUUUUCAAAUGGCUCAGUAAAGAAUGGUGUCUUUACACGUGCAAAAUUCCGACUACUACCGAGGCGGCAAAUUUGAAACAUAAAUUACUAUUUUGCCGGCACGGAACGGAGAGCUGGGUUCUAGUGUAGCGCGCAAGGUUUCGCGGUUAGGGGGUUUGAUUUAGUGACCGUUUAAUUAUGCGUGUGGUAAACCGCAUCUAAAGAGAGCUGCUGUAUGGUCAAAUCUGUAUUAAGGGCUCAUCCUCCAUUACGCGAUCACUUACCAAAGUCCCGGAAAUAAUUUCUGAAGUGUAAAACUGAUCCCUAUUAAGCUGUCGCGAUUACCUUUUCCAAGGUCCCAACAACUUAUUUAUUAAUUAUUCUCCUUUCAAAAUAUUUUCCGUUUUUGAUUAACUCAAAUCUAUAACCAGCCAGCGUUGAACAAAUGUGAUAUCCGAUAUUUAAAAUGACGUCAAUAGUGCAGACUGUGGCCAGAAAAGGGUAACGAAACCUAGAAACCUUUGGAGCGAGGUUGUGUUAACUCAGUCGUUUUGGUAGAGUUGGAGAAAAUUGCGGAAACUUUCAUACGUUUGGCGGAGAAGAAAUAGCCGAACUUCUGCCUAAAAGCAUAGCAUAGCCGGGCUGCAUUAAACGGUCAACCUGUCAUCAAGGGUGACUGUUGCUUAACACAGGAUUGACUGUAUAUGGUUAUACACAAGUAAAUUAAAAAUGUUUCAUGUUUGCUUACUCGCAGUCCACCCGUGAUCGCACCUUGGAUCAGCAAUGUACGGUGUCCAGACCAGGCAUGUCUUACAUUGCAAGUGCUCUAGCAGUAGAGCUCUUGGUCUCUCUAACGCAGCAUCCUUUAGGGUACGUUUGGUUGUCAUGUUAUCACUGAAUGAUCGACUAUUACCCAUAAAAAUUGGAUGGACUACGUAAAUAAUGGUGUGAUAUUCGUCAGCGACACCAUUAAUUAACCAUUAAAUAACUAAGCUUUGGACGUCGGUUUGCUCUCACUGAGGACUGAACAAAAGACCUUGCGGAGUGGAGUGAAUUUAAAGGGCUAUACUUCCAUUCAUUUGUGAAGAGAAACUGGUCGUAGAGGUGCUAAUCUGUUCCUCUUCCAACGUAAGCCCCCAAUCCCUUGUGUGCGGGAGCAUUGUGUAUAAUUAUGUAACAGUCCCUCAGAAAGCCUUGGAUAUACCCCAUUGGUGUGUAAUCUGUCUGUUGUGUAAUGAACCUGCUUCAUUUAUCACGCUGAAUUAGUUGUUACUUAAGGGAGGGCUUAUUUGGCCAACAUUUUAGCGUGGUGGUCCUUAUAAUCCGCUGUUUCUUUUACACAUAUCUUUUUACUGUAGCAUGCGCAGUAUAUUCCUUUGUACGGUAGAAAGGUUUUUAGUCAAUAAUUGUCAUAGUAUUUUUUAAUUGUUGUGUUCCGUUUGUAGGAAUGGGGCUGCAGCUGAUACGAGUGCAAAAGAUGCACACCUAACAGCUGAACUCGAAUGUCAUCUGGGAUUAGUACCACACCAGGUGAGACCGAUCUCUUUGAAAUAGUGUUGUAAUUGCAAUUAUUGCUUAGCCCCAAAAUAGCUCCCUUUCUGAUGGGCUUAAAUCUCCCGGUAAUUCUUCAUAACCAGCUACCGUUGGCCACACUGAUUUGGAAGAUUUUGCUGAUAUUCUUAAAUACGGUUAAUAGACCUUUCUAUCUUAAAAUAGUUUUUCCCAAUUUAGACCACGGGAUUUUCUUAAAGGAAUUUGGCCUUGUUGUUUUUCAUAAAUUAUGCAUUCGAACGCUCGUGGUCAGGACAACGAUUGAAGGAAACAGUUCCCUGGGCUACCAUUUCGUGAUUUGAAGUAAUAUAUCAAACAUGAGACUAAGUGUUUCAUCCCCAGAAGAGAGUUGAAAAUACGACGCGCAGGGGAGUAUUUUUGACUAGGUGUUUCAUCUGGUGAUGAAUCACUGUGUCGAAUGCUUGAUAUUUCUUCUUAAACAAAACGAUUUUAGAAGUAGAAAUUAAGGAUGCAAAAAUGAGCAGUUUUUCAUCUGAUUUCUCAACACUCAUUCAACAUUAAUUUCCUUUGUAUUUUAUGAGUUACUGAUGAAUUUGAGAAAUGGGAAAACAAAGCAUCCAACCUGAAAAGGUCUAUUGUUUAAAAAAAAGGGAUUGCAGAAGGCGCGGCAGCUCAGCUGUUUUCGGUAAAGCUGGAAAAAUUGGUGGAAAAUUUCACACGUUUUACAGAAAUAGAAAAGAAAUAGCCGAACUAUGGCUUAAAAUAAUAACUCCUCGCAAAGCGUUUCGCGAAAGCGAGUUUAUAAUUUUGUCCUGCGCGGAUCGCGUGAGGAUCGCAAGCGGAGUGCGAUUUUCCUGGCUACUCAAACCCCAGAUAUCCAGUGCUAUUCACUGAUUCACUUCCAGCUCUUUCAAGCUCGCGUACGUUACGAUUAAAAUGGCUUCCCGGUCUGCUACCGUAACAAAAAAAGAAAUCUCACAAAUAAUGAAACAAGCUGUUCCCGAAAUACCCGAAGAAGGUGACGAAUUUUAACAGGUAAAGCUUUGUCUGUUUGCUUGAUUGACUUGACUUGAAUUUAUGGAUGAAACCGGUGAAAAAGGUUUUUGUUUACAAGCGCAAGUCUUGCGUUAGUCUUUACGUCUCUUGCGUUUUAAGUCUUGCGUUAAAUGCCGAGAAUUGCAAGCUGUACGACGUCGUCAGCAAGAGACUUCGCGGGGGUUUUUCUAGCCUGCGAGCAAGCUCUCUGUUUGGCGGGUAUCGUGAAAAGUGGACGUACGAGAGGCACGCGAGAGGAGACGCGAAGGCAGGGUCGGGGGAGAGAAAGGCCUCUCGGCCCCUCGCGGCUUCGCCGCUCGCUCAUGCGUUCUCGUGCGGCUCGCUUCGCUCGCCCAAACAGGAGAGCUUGCUCGCAGGCUACGGUUUUGCGAGACACCAUUAUAAUAUCGCUUUAUCCGCCAUAUGUUCUUGGUCUUUAAAUGCGACCAAAUGAGUUUAAGUACGGCUCUUACCGUCAAAACUCUGCUUAUUUUCCUCGAAUACAUCUUUGAAUUAUUGAUAAAUACAGCUCUACCCGCUUCAAACAGCAUUUACGGGCAGAAUUUCAUGGGCAAAAACGUUAAACAUAAUUAAUUUAACAUGCACAUUUAACAUUCGGUGUCGUGGUGCUAUAGACAAGGCGAUGACCUUACACGUUAAUGGUCCAGGGUUCGACUUCCGCCGGGCGAAAUUUUUUUCUCUUCUGCUCUUGGUAGCCUGCGAAAGCAUCUGAUGUUUUCGGCUCUAGUUUCACCCGCCGAGAAAAUAUUUUUCGGAGGGAGAGAAGCGACGACCGGAAUACGUCUGCGGUUCGCAGGCUAUCUUUUUAGUCAGAAUGCAUGCGUGACCAAGAGCCGAUUACUAGUAAUCGGCUCCUGCAUGCAUGUAGUUUUUUCGACGAUGAAUGGGAUGUUGUCCAGCUCUUUACAUUCUCACGGGAUAGAGAUCAGCCAUUUUCAUCUGGUCAAUUGUAUCGAUUGUGGACAGUAUGUUGUCAACGCUUCAAGCAUUAGCCAAUCGUAGUUUUGAUUUGUUAGGGCAACACAUAACUCAUUUGCUCUGGGUGUGGAAGCAGUCUCUCUCUUUUCUUCUUGGGCUACCUUGCUCGCCCUCGCGUGCACUCUCCUCACUAAAUCUGAAGAAAAAGAGAGACUGCUCGCAGUCUACGUUUUUGUUGUCCGGUGAUUCUGUUUACCGUGAAAGCAAGUCAUUUGCCCAACGUGAUAAGGAUGUAGAUUGUCCGUGGAAGGCGCCCAACACUUCCGCUUUAAUUAUUGACCAGAAAUCACGACGAAACUAAAAAGAUGUUUGACGCGAAAUAAUCCCAGACAGAGCUAACGUCAAUGGUCUCAUUUUUGCUGCACCAAUUGUGACAUCACAUAGGUAUUAAAAAGCUCAUUUGUUAAUUUGUUUUGUAGAUUCGCGGUUUUUUGUCAAGAUAUCACUUAGUUCUUCCUGCCAGUCUGGCCUUUGACAAGUGCAUUGCCUGUUCUUCUAAGGUGAGGCAGUUCAUUGAAUAUUCUUGACGUCGGCGUUAGUAUGUAGUUUCCCUUGCUAUUACCGUUGUGACUGAUGCUGAGAUGAAAAUGUGUGACAAUAAAUAGAGGAUAUUACACGGUGGCGCGAAGAUAUGAAUUUUAUUUUCGAGUGGCAAAACAAUAUUUUAGGAACGAGCGCAGCGAGUGAGUAAAAUAUUGUUUUUGCAACGAGAAAAUAAAAUUCAUAUCUUCAAGCGGCCGUGUAAUGUCCUUUUUAUUAUAUAGACAAAAAGACAUCGAUCAAAUAACAGAUUUUUAUUUGCCAAAAAGUAAUUGUGACAGCUCAGAUUUACAGUACAGCAAUAUAAGACAUUGGUUACAAUAAUCUUGAGAAAUAACACUGACCUGAAUAGGGCUCUACAAUGACAAAAUAUAAGCAAAACUUUGAAAAAUGUGUAAGUAAAAUUCAAAAGACGCAAGACGCCUACAAAUUUCGAAGGAAAAUUACCGAAAUUAUGUUAUCGAUAAACUCACGUGUGAGAUCAUAAGUUAUGAAAAUAAACCACUCGGGUCCCGGAUAUAUUUUUUAUGAAUUUUACGAGUGGCAUAUUUUCCAGUAAAACACUCGUGUCUACAUAAUAACAACGAGUAAUUGUAAUACAUAUAAAUACGUACAUACUUUAUUUGAGUAGGUUUAGGAAGGCAGCCAAAAGCUGAUGUGGACCUACUAGUACAAAUAAUUACAAAAUAGAGAUAGCAACAUAGGCAAGAAAUAAAACUAAUAUUUUAAUAACAGCAGCUAAGUCGAAUGUAAGACUCCUCGCAGUCUAACCUAAACUGGAACCGCUCAUGAAAAGUAUCUGGAAACCACCGUAGGGAAAAUACUGUCAAGUUCUAAGAAACUGAAAUUCUUUCCUAUAUGGAGUACAUUUUCAACCCUUUCCCCGCACGAAUCCGUAACUAUUGUCAUUUUCAAGGACUUUUUGCGUGCAUUUGACUUUUGGAUACUCAAAUUUGCUUUAUAUCCAGGUGCUAUCAAGCUACAGAGAAGAUGAAUUUUCCUUUCUCAUGAAGGUUUUUAAUGUUCCAAGCUACUUAGAGGACCUAACGGGUCUAACACAACUACUACAGGAUACAAGAGUGAGUGAGGUAAGUCAAUAAUGAUAUUAUCACAUCGGAUUACAAUCGAACCUCCACUAACGGCUACCUCUCCACAACAGCCACCUCUUUUAAUACAACGGCCACUUUUUUCCGGGCAGACAGUCCAUUCAUAGACUCUUGUUUACACCUCUCUACAACGGCAACGGCCAAGACAAUGGCCAGUUUUUCAGCGUCUGACGAAAAAGUCAAGAAUGUUCACGAAAUUUGAUCUGUAUUGCGCGUCGAAGAUCAAUCGUGGCAAUCGCAUUUUGAUUGCUUUUUGAUUGUGCUCCAUUUAUAGAUCUUUAUACAGCUGCAGUAAGCAAAAAUUGUCUACAAAACUUAUAGCGUUGCGAACCUUGCACGUUUUUUCAUGUUAUCAUUUUGAUUCAAAACAUUAUGUAAGUUUUUUAGUUUGUAUUAUCUCGAUAUAGUGUUUAUUUUAUGAUUGGAUUACCGUUAUAGGCUACAGUAAGCAUGAACCUGCCACAAUAAACAUGUUCCUCCACGUUCUACUCCCCAAAAAAUCACCCCUACCUUCCCAUAACGGCCACUUUUUCUCUGUCCCCAAGGUGGCCGUACUGUAUAUGUGCGGAGUAAAUGUACGGACAUUUCCAAACAAACGACGAACUUACCUGAAUCAAUAGUUUGGAAACGGACUUCAUACCUCAUUGUGUACUCCCAGAAAAUAUUCGCCCUCCCACACACACACACACACACACACGCAUGUACGGAGGAAAACGGAAAUUCAGAGGGGUAGGGUGUCUAAAAGGAGGUAAUUUCCGAGGGGAUGGGGGGAGGGGUGACCGCUCGAGGUCUUUUCUCCGGGGGCUCCAAGUAAGAUUGGGGAGUUAUUAACAACUAACAGCUGUUCUUUUGAGCAAGCUAUCAGUUAUUUUACUGUUCAUCGGUGUUUCAAAGCAAAAAUUAUCUUGUAUUUGUGGUCGGCUGGGUGCUUUUCUCACGGCUUGCACGAUAGUUUAUGGACCUUUUUGUAGCACUCGAUUGUCGUCGGCUCAUUAAUAAAAUUGGUUAUCUAUCUGCAGUUGCUUUGUGACACAAUAUAUUGUGGUAUUCACUGUAGUGUGGUCAUGUUCUAAUAAGCCUUCUUCUAACAUGAUUUUAACUGAAAAGAAGUGAUUCAAGUUCACUGCUUUGAGAGAUGGCAUAACUUGUGUCGUGUACGUCUGUACAGCCUCUAUUAACCUAAGCGACUUACCGUUUAUAAUUAACUAAGAAAGACCUCUAAAAGGCAAAACUGAGAUUAUUUGACACUGUGUUAACAUAAAUAAAAUUUUUUUUGUCGUUUUAUUGUAGAAAUAAUUAUCUUUCACAUAAAAGUAUAGUGCAACGGCAUUUUUGAGGGAAAUAUUCUUUCCAGGGGGUACCCAAUCUAAGUUGGAAAAUUACGGAAAUUCCAGGGCUUGGGGUCUAAAACAAAAGUGCCCUCCGUGGGGGGUAUGGAUAUUUUUUGGAACUACCAUUUAGGGAUGGGCGUGAGUCCUUGUGAAGACUCAGUGUAUUCAAAAUAGGAUUGUGGAAAAUCAUGCCUCAAUGUCCGUUGGCCCACCUUUGUUGUUUGUAAAAAUGGAAAAAAGUAUGAAAAAAGUCAUACAUUGAGAAUAGAUAAGCACAAGAAUUCCUUUGAAAGUGAUCUACUGUAUUUCCAAAAGAAUAGGUUCCGUACAAUAAUUAGUGAUACUUUGUGAGCAUUCAAAUCCAAACUAUAUCUUUUUCUCCCUUUCCGGCAGCAUUCCGUUCUCACUGAUAACAUCCACUCCUAAAAGCGAUCUAUCCCUAAUCCGAUGAUAGGCAGCAGCUAAUAAUGGUAAUGAUGGCGCUUAGUGGUCUGUUUAUGUUUGUAGGUGUGGGAGAUGAGUGAUGACGAAAUACUUGAGUAGUUCGUCGCCAUGUCUUUAACUUCAAGCGUUGCGGGAUGCGUCAUUAGCGACUCUAGAAUCAAAGCUCAAGAUGAAAUACUGUCCAGUUAUGUUGAGUUUGUUUUCAUCCAGUUAGAAAGCCAGCGUUUAAUAUACAACAACCCAUGAAGGGGAAUAUCGAUUUUAGUAUUUGCCAAAUCUGAUGGAUAAAAAUUGUUUUUCAUUCAGUAAAUAAAUGCUAUGGACAUUUUUCACGUUGCUUUACUUUAAUACACCUGAAAAAAAACGGGCAUGACAGUGUGAGGUAAUCACAUGUUUGCUUCAAUUUUAUGUAGAUCUAGUUCAACUUUCCACCGAAAACAACUUUAAAAAAAUAUUCAGGGGCACCCAACGGGAAAUUUUGAGGAAAAGACCUAAAAACAACAACAAAGCAUGAUUAAAGAUUUCUGAAGCCAUUUUAAGCAUUUUGGGAAAAAUUUGUCUGUUAAAUAUUCUAAGAUAUAUUCUCUCCCUAGCAUACUGAAAUCUCUAUUGCCACAAAAAAGAAAAAUGAUUAGAAUAUGAAACCUUUAAAAAACCGUUAAGUUUUGCACCGGGGGGGGGUACUCGCAGAAAAAUUGGGUAGGGGUGUGCGGCCCGCUUCCCAAAACCCUUACCCUAUUUAUGACCAAAAUCUGCGAUUUUCCCUACCCUAUUUAUGACCUAACCAAAAAUUUGAUACCCUAUUUAUGACCUGACCCUUAAGUCAAUACCCUGUUUCAGACCUGCCUUAUAAUUAUUUCCCUAGUUCAGACCAAUGUUAAAGGCAAUGUUUAUCUGCUUUUAUUAGGUUAGGGGGACACGAUAAGGAAGUAGCUUCUUCUAAAAAGGUGCAUUCAAGACUACAGUGCAAAAAUCGUUACCCUAUUUAUGACCAAAAAGGCGGCAAAAUAGCCAAAAUCGAUACCCAAUUUAAGACCAAAACGGCUAAAAAACCCUACCCUUUGGGGCCGCACAUACCUAUAUAGCCCAUAUUAGGGAGUACCCCCCCCCCCCCGGGGUUUUGCACCUCAAAAAGAAAAGUCGACAUCGAUCAGUACUUACAGACCCAGUACUUACUUACUAGUAAUAACCAUAGGUCACGGAGUGCGGGCAACAACGAAGCGCUUUUGCUCGAUCGCUGUGCUUUGCGUAAGUUUCACGCGACAGAUAGUCAAAACACGCGUGAUCAUAUUUCCAGUGAUAGCAAAUCCAAACGCGCGUGUUCAAAUUGAGUUCUGUGCAUUCCAUUCAUUCUUAGUGGAAGUCCAAGCGCGCCAUUUGUCAUAUCUGAAAUUGCGCCAAAUUAGAAUUAACUCCCUUUGUCAUUCAGAAUCUGUGAUAAGCCACAGCACGGAAGUGCGCGGAGUUGAAGAGCAUUAACCGCCAAAAACACGUUGCUUUAUCUGUUUAUAUUCCAAGCGGCACGUAACAAGACAAUUAUAGCUUCCUCAACGUUCACCCCCAGCAUGCUGGGUUUGUACAACUGAAGGUAAGCGCGGCCCUUUUUCACUCACUUUAAUCGAAAGCAGAACUCAUACCGACACGCACCUUUACAAUCGUUAAUUGUGCCAACGACAAAAUUCUCGCAUCUGAUUGGUUCUCAUCAGUCCUCAUUUAUUGUAAAAAUAAUCGGACGGGUCAAAUCGGCAAGUUAAACAGCCGAUAAAAUGGUGCUAGCCAAUAAAGUUUAACAAUGAAGUGGAUGCUAGCAAAUCAAACCCGUGAGCCGUGAGCAAGUUUCCCAGCUUCAGUUUCAUUGACACAUUUAAGUUUUUAAAAAGGGUAUUUAAAAUAGUUCAGGCAGUUGAAGCUCCAAAGUCGAUAAUCUAUCCGAAAGUUGAAAGCCAUUUUUUUUUGUUUCGGAGGCUAUAAGAUGAUCAGUAAUAAGGGUUUUAAAUUGAAGUAUAUAUUCCAAUCCUAUGAUUCUCCCACUUUGUUAUUGACACAAUUAUUUGGUGGUAGGACUUCGUGUCAAACAAUUCAUCCGACGUAACCACUCAGCCAAAUCGAACGCUUUAUUAGUCGAACUUAUCGAACGAUUGGGUUCGGUUAAGUUCGUUAAUCGAACACAAUCACAGUCUCACCAAAAAAUUUUAGCUAUUGAACCCAGUAGAACUUUGAUUGAAUUCGAUACGGUUCGAUGAUCGAAGUUUUCAAUUCGAUUGAAAGUGGGACGUUAUACAGCAAAAUUAACAGACCUGCUACUAGUAAGGCUGUAAAGCGAUGUGAAGGAAAGAUAAUUUGCAGCGCUAGGAUGAGGGUAAACACUUGGUUAACAGCAACCUACUAUCUACAGGCUCUUUUAAGUACAUGAUAUUGUUAGCUUUCACGGAUUUCGAGCGACCGUGGAGCAUAAGUAAUCUGUCCGAGCGUCAGAUGAAGGGAGGUUCUGCGCAAAGAAAACCACUCCACCAGCUCUAAGACGAUACGUACUAAAGUCUCUAGAAUCUACGCCUAUGGCCGAAAGACGCUCGUUAAUUAAUUCUCUAGCCCUCGUAUAACUGAGUCUUCUGGAACAUAGUGCAUACGAAUUACUGUUCUUCAGAAAUCGCACUGCCCCAAAAUUAUAGAGUGAAGAAUUUCUAUUGACUCUGACGCAGUCAAAAAAGCAACCGAUGAGAACGUAAGGACAAUUAAUGCCUCCGAUCUUGGAGAUAAAUACUUUGUUACCUUCCCUAUAUUGAUCGGUUUUGCUACACUUAAGAAGGAUUUCUAAAUAGUCAUUAUGUACUGUUACAUCGGAAAAUUGCAAAUCCGGUAACUCAUUAAUCCUAAAGAGACCAUAGAAUCCUAAAGCAAAUAAUAAGGCUGUGCGCAAAUCCUUGAGAUUGCUAUUGCUGUGAGCUAAAGUAUCGGGAGAGACAGGCUCUUUUUUCCUGAAAGAUCUACUAAACAAACGCUUACCCAACUCGACAAUAUCUACUGGGUUACCUAGAGGAGAAUGGGGAAUAAUAUCAUAACCCACUUCAAGGAAGAGAAAACCGAAGUGAGGACGGAAUAAGAAUUUUUUAUGAGAGGUAUUCGGAUACCAGAAAACUAACGCAGGGGAGAGUGAAAACCGCUCCCUUGGACUUGAAAUAAGCACGAAAACUUCUCGAGUGAAGCAUAUAUUUUCUGACAGUGGAGAUAGUUUUUGAUGAAAGCAAUUGCCCUCAGCAUACGCUCUUUCUGAAUACCGCGAAUUUCAACCCACGUGGAAGCAUUCCGCAAAUCCUGAAAAAGUAACUGAAAAACUACAAAUCAAAGUAAAGCAUGCUAGGAAAAGAAUUCGUUGUAUAUAAUGCAUAAGAUGUACACCCUACCGCAGUAAAAGUGCAGGCGUAAAAAAAAUUCCUCAACUGGCAAACACAAAAGUGCCGCGAAGAAAAUUGUAAUAGCUAUCCGGCAACAAAAAAAGAAAAACCUUAUUAGCCAUCCGGCGAAGGCCUGAAAAAAAAACUCUCCUAAAACUGAAUAAUUAACUCUGCCAUCCGGCAAAAAUAACGGGAACAAAUAUCCCGAAAAAAUCCAGUGUUCAAAAAACCAGGGGCAUAUCAAAUGACAAAAGUGCUUCCAGGGGAACCCUACGAAAACACAAGCCUUACCUCGAGGAUAUGACCGGACCAAGAAGGAGAGCCUAAGAGUGAUUUGGUGUUGCGCCCUAGACGCAAAGCCAAGGCGCCCUCAAAAAACCGAUAAUCAACUACAAACCUCCAAAAGGUCCGAACCAAAACCAAUCUCGUCCCCAGAGCCUCCGUUACGUUUGUCCAGCGGAUGGGGCAAAAGGAUCGCGGCCUCUGGGAACGAGAUUGAACCAAUAGAGGCCAAAAAGGGGCUGAAGGCCAGCAGGAGAGAACUAGCGUGCCCUGGGCCUUAGAGUGAAACAUAAAAUUAAACACUUUGGACAAGAGAACGACAGGGGUUACCACCCAACAAUUUUCGCCCUGCCAAACUUGAAAAAAUGCUUCAACGCCAGAGGAAACCCGGGUUCCAAAACCUAGAGAAAAAUCUAGGAACUUUAUAGUUGUAAAACGUGGCAAAACAGUCGACGGUAUGGGGACCCCAACGGCCAUCCAAUAGAUGGAAUAUUUGCGGAACAACCUCCCAAUCAUCGUAGUCAAUAAUUUUACUAAGAGCAAAAAAAAAAAGUCGGAAGCCAAAUUAUGCACGUUGAAGUGCAUGCUACCAACCUGAAUGACUCUAGCAGCCCCUUGGCUGUCAGUAAACCAUUUUACCCUGGAGACAAACAUAAGCUGAGCCAAUGAAACCGAAACAAACAGGAUGGUUACCAAUUCACGAUAUGUGGAACUUUGCGAACGCUCAAAAACCGUGAGCAUUGUGUGGGUGUAAAUAUCCGUACCCGAAACAUGAUCCCCUGAGCACCAUCCCAAACAAUGCCCAGCCAAACAAUGACCUGGUCUACGUUGGCGACAAAACCCGCCGACGCAACGUUUGAACUAAUGAGGGAAGAGCAAGUACUAGAUGAGGCCUCGCUCCUGAAUACCCAGAGACCUCCAAUGUUUAACCAAUGGUCUAAAGAGCUUUUAGAAAAUAUAUGGAGCGGACGAUGACCCAAAAGGAAGCACGGUAAACAUGAAAAAUUUCGUGUCUCCUUCCGGCAUAACCCAACUGCAACCGAGGUAGGCGUGGUGAUCGGGAAAAAUAUCUAAUGUGGCGAGCAACCGUUUGCUUUUCCAUCGAGCAUGCGCGUCCACGUGAUGACUACGAAUAUACAACGACAAGAAGGCAACGAGAACUUCAACAAAACAGUAGGUUUAAUAAGCAAAACAGCAACUUUGCACAUGCAUCACGCUUUUAUUUUUGCAUUUCUUUGCCAUUUUUGCACGACUUCGACGUGAAGAUGCCUAAUUUUGCCUUUUAUGGAGUGCGUAAACAAGCGAUGACGAAAUUUAUUCUUCUUUUCGCUCUUGAACUUGGAUAUGGUCCCUUGGAAUUCAACUUCAUUUGGGUUCGCCUACAUUUGACAAAGUAAGUAGAUAGGAAUAAAUACUCCAAAGAAAUACUGAAUAUCCACAGCAGACUUGCGUUAAAGCAGCAAUUGUAAGCGUAAGCAAAUGCGCUGGAGCCUAAACUUGCUUUCAAACAGGAUUUACAUGUUUAAAGUUAAUUUAUUCGUCCAUAGCGCUGGACGGCGGCUCGAUCAAAGAAGCAGACGGCUGCUCGCAGUGGUUUCUCUCCCUUCGUAGCGUAG